Messenger RNA from Rotaria sordida, 1587 nucleotides. NCBI's taxonomy places the organism in Eukaryota, Metazoa, Rotifera, Eurotatoria, Philodinida, Philodinidae. The record is from the annotation of a GenBank genome assembly.
AUGUUACCUUACUCAACAAUUUAUAUCUUUAUAUUUGUGUUCGUCUGGAUUGAUCAUUUAAAUACUCAAUUACCUUGCGAUAUUGCAAAAUUUCCUCAUGGUCAUGCUUGUCAAUGUAUCGAUGAUUAUUGUGAUACCAUAACACCAUUGGGUACUUUACCGUUUGGCCAAGCAGCACUAUAUGAAAGUACCUCUGAAAAUGCUGGAACUCAUCGAUUAACUAGAUUAACAAAUUUAUCAUUUCGUAAAGAGAUAGAUCCAAAUAUAUCUACCGUUAUACAAAUAAAUGAUAAAACGAAAUAUCAAACAAUUAUUGGUUUUGGUGGAGCGUUUACAGAUGCAUCCAGUAUUGUAGCUCAUGGUUUAUCUGUUAAUCUACAAAAGAUAUUAUUAGCUCAAUAUUUUGGUGAACAAGGUAUCAACUACAAUAUCGGACGUAUUCCCAUGGCCGGUUGUGACUUUAGUACGUAUACAUAUACGUACGAUUCCGUUGCAAAUGAUUUUGAAUUACAACAUUUUUCUAUUGAAAUGGAUUUGUCAAUCAAAAUUCCAUUUAUUCAAUCGGCUAUUACAAUGAGUAAUGAGACCAUUUAUUUUUUUGGUUCGCCUUGGAAUGGACCCGACUGGUUAAAAAAUCAAAGUAAUCCUGUAGGCACUUUAAAUGGUGUUCCUGGUGAUAAAUAUCAUAAAACUUGGGCACGCUAUUUUAGUAAAUUUAUUGAAGCCUAUGAAGCUGAAGGAAUUUCUAUUUGGGGUAUUACCACACAGAAUGAGUACAGUCAAGUGAAAGAUUUCGACGGAUUAUUUUAUACAACGGAGCAAUUAGCAGAUUUUAUUCGUAUUGAUUUAGGACCAGAAUUACGGAGUAAACAUCCAUCAGUAAAAAUCAUGACUUAUGAUGAUGAUAUGGUAUUACUUUUCUUGAAAAUUGAUCGAAUGAUACAACGUAAUCGAACAAUUGAUCAAUAUAUUGAUGGUAUUGCUGUUCAUUGGUAUGCUACAGAAGACAUGACUUUUCCUGAUUUUUAUGAAUUAUUUCUUACUAAAUUAGAAUAUCCAGAAUUUUUCUAUCUUCCUACAGAAGCUUGUGAAGGAUAUAUGAAAAUCAAUAAAGGACCAAGAUUAGGCAUGUGGAAACGUGGAAUACAUUAUGCUCUAUCGAUUAUUGGAGAUUUACUUGUUGGAGCUUCCGGUUGGACAGAUUGGAAUAUUGUCUUGGAUUUACAAGGUGGACCCAAUCAUAUUCGAAAUUUUGUAGAUUCACCAAUCAUUGCUAAUACAAGCAGUGGAACAGUUUUCUAUAAAAAUCCGAUGUAUUAUGCAAUGGGACAUUUUUCUAAAUUUAUUCCUCGUAAUUCUAUACGUUUAGGUAUGAAGGUAUUAAAACAAGAAAAACAACACGCUCGAAUUGAACCAUUGAAAAUUGUUAGCUUCUUAACACCAAUGAAGCAAAUGGUGAUUGUAGCUUUAAAUCAUGAUCGAACAACGACACAAAGUGUACAAAUUCUCGAUUCUAAUCAAGGUUAUCUAACCUUAGCUCUAUUGCCAGAAUCAAUACAGACAAUUGUUUACGAUGUAGCUUCGUAG